Molecule: messenger RNA, 808 nt
Organism: Penicillium brasilianum
Lineage: Eukaryota; Fungi; Ascomycota; Eurotiomycetes; Eurotiales; Aspergillaceae
Source: the annotation of a GenBank genome assembly
UGGUGGACCGGACCGCCUCCGCUUGCCGGAUGGCGGGCACCGUUGAAUCUUCAACCUUCUGCAAGCUCGACGACGAACACGAGAGGACCCCACGCGCCAUCGGAUCAUCACCCUUUUCAAAUUCUACCUUCAUUCAUCCGAGAUCUUCAGCUCUAAGUUUGAAGUAAAGAGUACACAAUGGCGACAGCUGCUGCACCAACAAUUCCCCAGACGGAGCUGGUCUCCCCCACUCGCAAGCCACAAGAGCUCUCCUUCCCACUACCAAAAGCUCUCCAUACGACUGGCCAUGUCCAUUUGACCUUCUUGGCUCACUGUGUCAUGGUCCAUCUGGCUACCUCAACGCCCGGUGACUCGGCUGGAUCUGUCAAGCCGAUGGGUAGCUUUGUGUAUGCAAUGCCUGACCGAACAUCACCAAAUGCAACGAUCUCGACAACACUCUACACAACGUCAUCCAGUAUCGAGUAUACGACACGAGUGGCCAAAAUCCUUGCCCGGCGCAUCCGACAGCCCGUCUAUGUUGGGUGCAGCAUUGAUCCCAACGGACUCGGGCAAACGGUAGAGGAAGAAAUGGAAGGUCUAACGCACAUUGUGAAUCUCAUUGUCGAGAAAUAUGAAGCGCAAAAGAAGCAAUGAUUGCCCCUCUCAAAUUCAUUGGAAUGGAUUGAUCUGAUAAGAGGAGUAUUGUUCAUGUAGAUGGCGUUACUGGCGAGCCCGCAUUUAGCUAUCUUCUAUCUCAAAAUGCCAAGAUUCAUGCGUUUGACCAAAUUCAAUAACAAUACCAAUCAUCAAGCGAUGCUUGGCAUUUAAA